GUAUGAUUUGUCAAAAAUCGUGGAGAUCCAAGAAGGAAAAAGAUCAUUAGGGAAGACAAAGAUAAGAUAAAAUACAUCUUUUCUUAUUUCUUUACCAGCUCAAAAUUUACCAUCUUUCUUUUUUUUGUUCUUAUGCUAUUUUACUUUAAUGGAUUAUAUACUGAUAUUGAACUAAACGCAGUAAACUUAACAAAAGCAAAUGAUACAUGAGAUUAAGAUGGCAGAAAACAAAAGGUAUCUCAAACUUAUACGUCGAAUGUAGAACAAGUUUUCUUUCGAAAGUCACCAAAGAGGUCAUUUGUGAGGUUUCGGAAAAUGCCGGCACUUGUAAUAAAUUAUGCACGAGUUUCAGGACACCACUCAAUAAUGAGUCAAGAAAACAAAGCAAACAUGCUACUUCAUAUAACAGAGUUCUUUUGUAAAGUGCAAUUCAAUAGCGUUUCACCGAAAUUAGAUCUGUCACCUGUUUUAGAUACUAUGGCAUCUCUUUCUUUCUUUCUCCUUCUUUCCGCCCAGUUUAAGACGAUAGUUCCUUGGGGAAACGUUCAACUUUAUCGUUUUUCAACAAGCUCUGUUUCUUUUGGUAACUUUGUGCGCAAUCCAUUUAGAUAUUUAUGGGAAGAGAAACCGGCAUCGUCCAUGGUGACAGAUCAGUCGCACUGUGCCUUGCUUUGCGUUAGCGAACCAAAGUGUUAUUCGUUCAACAUGGUAGUGUAUCCUGACUCCAAAGGUCUUCAUCUGUGUGAAUUACUGUCUUCUGACAAGUACAGAGCAACUGAAAGAUUACAGGCCAAUUUUUCGUACCAUCAUUACAGCCCUUGGUCUCCAUGUGAAAGUGCGCCUUGUAUGAACGGUGGUGUCUGUGUUCCUGAAUAUGAAUCGAACUCCUAUCAUUGUGAUUGUCUGCUUGGAUUCUGUGGAACUGACUGCGAACAAGGAGGAGGUAGAACCUGUAGUCAGAUCAAACUUUGUAAUCUCCCGGAUGGCUCUUACAUCAUCGACCCUGAUGGAGAGGGAGGAGUGAAACCUUUCAAAGUCUAUUGUGACAUGACUGACAAGAACGGUGUUGGAGUGACAGUUGUUAGUCACGACAGUGAACGUAGAACACUGGUGGAUGGUUUUAAUGGCAAAGGUACUUAUUCUCGAAAUUUUGAAUAUGAUAAGACUGAUUUGGUUCAAUUGGCAAGCUUGACAUCUUUAUCCGCUAACUGUGAGCAGUUUAUAAAGUACGAGUGCUAUCACGCUAAAUUAUUUUUCAAUGGUGGCAUGAACAGUUGGUGGGUGUCACGUGGGGGUGAGAAAAUGACCUACUGGGGAGGAGUCGAUUCUGUUGAUUACAAAUGCGCAUGCGGAUUGACCAACUCGUGUGCAGACCUUAGUGACGGAUGUAACUGCGAUAAAAAUGACGAAAACUGGCGAGAGGAUAGCGGUUUACUCACAGACAAGUCCAAGCUUCCUGUGACACAAUUGAGAUUUGGAGAUACCGGUAAGGCAGGUGAUACGGAUGAAAAAGGGUAUCACACGCUUGGAAAACUGAAGUGUUAUGGACUCAAACAUAAUUUACAGUAAGUGUAGAACUCAAAACUCGCCUAGCCUUAAACGUUAUUAAUUGGCAAAGUAUUUUCUACCAGAGAUUUCAAGAUCGUUUCCAGCACAGCUAAUGAUAACAAACCCCUCAUUUGUUAAGUUAAAAAAUAUUAAAUAGUUAAAUAUUCUCCACAUCACCCACCCUUCUAUUAAAUAUCGACGAAUCCUCUUAAACUGUUGUGAAUCAUUUACGUUUGCUUUUGUUUGUUACAUUCAUCGUUUUAAAUUAAAAGGCCAAGGAAACGUAGGACCAUUUAAAACAAAGAGAAAUACUAUACGAUGUUACAGUUAUUUGUUUAGAAUACAAUCAACUAAAAACUGUGUGAUCUACUAGUAAAUUCUGUGAUUUAUGGUCACUGUUCUUGUUUUGAAUAGUUUAAAACGUGCACUCGUUUAAGACUGUUGCAUUACUCGAGUUUUCUAGUACUGGCUUCCAAAUGAGUGCUGGGAUUGAGCAACUCAGCAUCAAUUCCCUCAGGAAAUAAGUUGGUAGCACGUUAUAAAUUAAAGCGAUAUAAAGUCAAGAAAAGCUUCACAUUUUUUUUUUUUCAAAAAAAGGUUGGUAAACAAACUGUUUUUGUUUUUAGUUUCCUGUUGGACGAAGGAGAUCACUUUUCUCUGUUAAGAUUAAAACCCUUUGCGGUUG
Messenger RNA from Stylophora pistillata, 2233 nucleotides. RefSeq names its product contactin-associated protein 1. Gene Ontology annotation, molecular function: extracellular matrix structural constituent. NCBI's taxonomy places the organism in Eukaryota, Metazoa, Cnidaria, Anthozoa, Scleractinia, Pocilloporidae. The record is from RefSeq and is a predicted model, not a curated record.